AUGCUGUUCAAGUCACCCUCCCGUUCCACUGCUACGGCGCCAAAUCCGCAUUGGCCAGCCCCAGAAUCGCUGCCUGUCUUCCUGGAUAAGACUUUGGCUCCGACCCAGAGGCACAGGAAAGGACAAUUGAAAGAGCAGAGGAACAGAGGCAGACUCGACUUGCGAGGUCGCACUACCGCCGCCACAGCACCACACGGCACCAGCCCACCAGCCGCAAGCCAGACUCCAAUCGCUGGAAAGCCGGUAGAACACCUUGAGAGAGUCGGGCCUGUCGCAAGGACGACACGGCUUCCCUACCUCGCCGUCUCUCGUCUGUACAAAGUGGCUGCGCCGCGCGAACCUUGCCAUCUUGAACAGUUUUGUGUGGAGAGAAACCGGACUGCACGCCAACCCCAUGAUCCCAGCGAGUCGACCACUUUGCACAAGGUGAUGACCGGCUGCAUGACGCAACAACUGGACGAGAUCUUUGGAGAGCUGGGUAUCUCCCAAUACCUGGAUACCUUCAUUGAUCAAGGGUUCGACUCGUGGGAGACGAUUUUGGACAUCACCGAGUCCGACCUACCAGAUGCACUGGCCAAGGUCCCCGAGGCUCGUGAUGCGCCCGCUGCGGUCGUCACAAAGCGCAAGUACCGGCGCCACCCCAAGCCGGACGAGAACGCACCAGAACGGCCUCCAUCGGCUUAUGUCUUGUUUUCCAACAAAAUGCGAGAUGAUCUCAAAGGUCAAAACCUGACAUUCACAGAGAUCGCCAAGCUUGUCGGAGAGAAUUGGCAGAAUCUCUCUCAGUCUGAAAAGGAGCCUUUUGAGACACAAGCCCAGGUCGCAAAGGAAAAGUAUAAUCAGGAUUUGACCGAAUACAAGAAGACUCCCGAGUACAAAAAGUACAUGGUCUACUUGCAAGAGUUCAAGGCCAAGCACGCAGGUUCGUCACAAGAUUUGCAUAUGACCGCACCUUCUGGUCUUCCCCCUCCGCCGAAUACCCAGCUCACAUUUCCCUUAGAGAAAGAUGCGUCCAAACGGGUAAAGCUCUCAGAAGCGAACGGGACAGCCUUGAACGGGACAGCGUUGCGUGCGGCCCUUAGCUCUGCGGCGAGUGAAGCCACACCUCCUACACGACAACAGAGGGUUGGGUCCAUGGCCGAGUCGGUUUAUUCGACAUCAGAGGCUCACAAUUCUCGUCAAGCCUCGGUUGAUGACCUCGUAACCUCGCCACAGCCCCAUCCAUCAGAACGAUCCCCUACCUUCAGCGCCAGCCCUCGUGCGAUACCGCCACGGCAACCCUCCCGCCGGAGUACGUGGGACGAAGUCCAUCGGGGAGAACCUUCUGGAACCCACCGGCACCUACCAUCCUUCUCGGAUAUCUUCGACUCUCGCAGUCCAGUCGGCGGGCUGAGUCAGUCUCAUGAGCUCAAUGGGGCGAGUCCUUUGUCACACCAGAACAGCAACGGCAGCCCCGGCCCGCCCCCUGGCUUGGUGGGGGGCCUAUCUCGCCCGCCUUCUCUUAGGAAGGAGUACUCGUCUGCUGGGAGUGUCUCGUCUGGCGGGUCUCAUAGCUAUCCGCGGACGCCAAUCGAUGGCUCGCUGCCCAUCCACACCUUGCUCCAAGGCAAGCCUGGGCUGCCGUAUGACGCGGCGCAUACCCCGUAUAGCCAGGCAAGCCUCCCAUCAGGUGACUCCAAGUAUCCCUUCCCCCACAUCCGGCAGGACGGGACUCCGAGCGAUGUAUCAUCCAGCGGUUCCUCCAGUCUCAACCCGACUGGCACUGGUGAGUAUUCUCAACGUCGACACAAACCAUGCCAACCUCUCUGCGUCCUGACUGACUGGAAAGAAAGGCUAUUUUUCACCGCCGCCCCCUUCCAGCAACCACACUCCUGGGCCACACCUCCCAUCUCCGGAAGAGGUCAAAAUUAUGCCGCCCCGCUCAUCUCUGAACGGUAG
Messenger RNA from Thyridium curvatum, 1938 nucleotides. RefSeq lists its product as uncharacterized. Bases 1 to 1938 code for a protein of 645 amino acids. Gene Ontology annotation, cellular component: nucleus. Gene Ontology annotation, biological process: regulation of gene expression. The record is from RefSeq and is a predicted model, not a curated record. Lineage: Eukaryota; Fungi; Ascomycota; Sordariomycetes; Thyridiales; Thyridiaceae. The transcript is spliced from 5 exons.